AUGACCAAAUUACCUCGAAUAUGCUGGAGUCCAGGACUUGGACUCUGUGGCCGGAAUUUGCACUUGUUUCACGGUCUCAUAACCGGUGAACAAGCCGAGGAGCUCCCCACUGGACCUCCUCGUACAUUCGCGAGUUUUUUCCAAAAGCCAAUAGACACUCCUUUGGCUAAAGGCUCAUUAGUCAAGGAAGUCCGAUUUGUUAAUGGUGUUCCCAUUUUGGAGUAUGAAGAAGAUGAAUACGAUAAAUUGGUAGCCCCACACCAAUUGAGCCUAAUAGGGAAGUUCUCAUAUGGUCGACCGAAAAUGGAAGAGGUCCACAAAGAAUUCAAGAAGCUAGGGUUCCAUGGAGGCUAUACUCUUGGCCUUAUGAAUCCAAGGCAUGUCCUCAUUCGAUUUGAAAGGGAAGAGGAUUAUCAAAGAUGCUGGAUUAAAAUGUUUUGGAACAUCGCCGGAUUCUCCAUGAGAAUUUUGAAAUGGAGGUCGGGUUUCAAAUUUGAGGAAGAUCCCCCCAUUGUCCCAAUCUGGGUCUCCCUCUUCGAUCUCCCAAUUGAAUUCCUCAACCCGGAGGUAAUUUUUUCAAUGGCAACCGCGAUUGGGAAGCCAUUGAAGGUGGAUGCGCCUACUCUCAACAUGACAAGGCCUUUGGUAGCGCGUUUUUGCGUUGAAGUUGACCUUACAAAAGAGUUCCCAAAAUCUGUGAAGGUGGGGAAGAAAGGCAAGAAGCAUGACCAGAUUUUCACCUAUGAACACAUUCCGCCUUAUUACACAAAGUGCAAUAAGAUCGGCCAUAAAAUGGAUGAUUCCUGGGCUGGACUCCAAAAGGCUGUUGACAAGAAGAAAAAAGUUCCGGUGAAGAUUGUUGAUAGCGCCAAAAAGAUGGAUCCUCCGCAGGAUAAUGAUUCAAACGCGCAGGCGGCUUCAAAACGUAGCGCGGAGACAGCCACGACUAACCCUAGCGCGCAGCCUAAUGCGCAAGGGGGCGUAACGUCGGCUUCAGUUGCAGCUACAGCCCGACCUUCUUCGUCAGAACUCUCUGCCAAGGAGAAGAAGACAAUUCCGGUUGAUGUGCAGGAAACAGCAGCAGAGGAUCCGCCCAAAGAGGCUUCAAGCUUACCGGUUUCUCCACCGCAAACCGUAGAACCAGGUUGCGCGCAAAACCCUAGCGUGCAGCCCGUUGCGGGGACGAAUAGAUUUUCGGUUUUAUCUUCGAUUCAGGAGAUAGAGGAUGAAAUUGGACCCGACGAGGACUUCAUCGAAUCAGUUUAUGUGGAAGACUCCCCAAAUAAGGAAGUAGGGGAAACAUGUCGGGUUGAUGAUCAUGUUGAAUCACGUGUUCUAGCAUUGAUGUCUUUGACGGAGAUUCCUCAUAUUUUUUCUGACGAUGCUGAAAUCGGGUUACACGGAGCUGGUUUGGAGAAUGAAAGGGGAAGCUGGUCUGAGGGUGAGAAGGAUGAGGUCCUGGUGCAAGGGGACGUCCAGGGAGACUUCACGGUUACAAAGAAACGUGGCCGCAAAUCCGAGGAACGCGCAAGAUCGCAGGAAGAUUCUGGUUAUUUGGAGCCUAUGCUUCAGGUUGAUCAGUUAGAUGAAAUAAAGCGAGAGCUUGCGUUUGAUACUGCUUUUUCUUCAAAUAAUAGCAAAAUAUGGUUUUUUUGCAAAUAUGAAAUUCAAGCUUCUUUGUUGCGCGAUGAUGAUCAAGUGCUGCACUUUGAUAUUAGUCAUCCUCUUAUGUCUUGGCCUUACAUAUUGUCGGCUGUGUAUGCUAAAUCGACAAGGGCUGGGAGACGUGAGCUAUGGCAAAGUUUGGAAGGCUCUAAAUGCAAUAAUAUGGGUGCUCCUUGGAUGGCUUGCAAUUUGCUAGAGAUUCCAUCUGUUGGUGAGGACUUUACUUGGGGUGGAACAAGGCAAACCGGUUGGGACCGACAAGGAAUCAUGCUAACUGAUUUGAAUGCCAUUGAGCAUGAAGCUACUGGUUUCUUUGAGGAUCUUUUAAGUGAGGAUGCAGCCUAUGGAUCCUCGCAUGAGGCUGCGCAUGAGGGGACUCAAAGAUCUCUACGAAGGCUAAACACUUUCUUUGAGCAAUAUGAAAAAGUUACAGGUCAAAAAAUCAGUAGGGGUAAAAGCUCUUUCGUGGCCUCGGAGAAGUGUAGUUCCAGAAGAAUAGACAUGAUCAAAGGUACAUUGGGAAUGCAACAUGGCGCGUUUCCCUUCACAUAUCUGGGUUGCCGGAUAUUUAAUGGGAGAAAAAAGGCGGCUAUAUUCCAAUUUCUCUUGGACGCUAUGGAUGCUAAGCUUCUGAAUUGGAAAAACAAGUUUCUAUCCCUGGGAGGCCGGCUCAUGUUGAUUCGGUAUGUUUUGAGUUCUAUGCCACUUCAUGUAUUCUCAGUAAUUCCACCACCGAAGUCAGUCAUUAGGGCUAUGGAAGCUCGCUGCCAAAAGUUUCUUUGGGAAGGAUCAAGUGAGGCUAAAAAGCGGCAUUGGCGCUCCUGGGAAAGAGUCACUUUUUUGGUACAUGAAAAUGGCCUUGGGUUGAGAAGUUUUCAGGAUGUUAUCUCUGCCCUCACUUCAAAAUUAUGGUGGAAAUUGAAGAACAACAAGGGCAUUUGGAGUGCCUUUCUACACUCCUUGUCUCAUUCACCUAAGGAGAAGACCUCUUGGGCUAGGGUAAUGAAAGUUGGUGAGUGA
Oldenlandia corymbosa var. corymbosa is the source of this 2685-nucleotide messenger RNA. Lineage: Eukaryota; Viridiplantae; Streptophyta; Magnoliopsida; Gentianales; Rubiaceae. The record is from the annotation of a GenBank genome assembly.